This is a messenger RNA of Elaeis guineensis (African oil palm), 977 nucleotides long. Its product is annotated as F-actin-capping protein subunit beta. Gene Ontology annotation, cellular component: F-actin capping protein complex; cytoplasm. The record is from RefSeq and is a predicted model, not a curated record. Lineage: Eukaryota; Viridiplantae; Streptophyta; Magnoliopsida; Arecales; Arecaceae. Gene Ontology annotation, biological process: cell morphogenesis; barbed-end actin filament capping; actin cytoskeleton organization. Gene Ontology annotation, molecular function: actin filament binding.
AGAUGGAGGCGGCGAUGGAUCUGAUGCGGAGGAUCUCACCGAACCAGAGCGAGACGGCGCUGUCGGCCCUGCUGUCCCUCCUCCCCCACCACUCCGCCGACCUCCUCUCCCAAGUAGACCAGCCCCUCCAGGUUUGUAUGGAUACUGAGUCGAUGAAGGAGUUCAUACUGUGUGAAUACAACAGGGACGCUGAUUCAUAUAGAUCGCCUUGGUCAAACAAAUAUCAUCCACCUUUGGAAGAUGGGUCACUACCAUCAGAUGAACUGAGGAAACUUGAAAUCGAAGCAAAUGAGAUUUUUGCUGUUUAUCGUGAACAGUAUUAUGAAGGGGGUGUCUCAUCUGUGUACAUGUGGGAAGAUGACAACCAAGAAUUUGUGGCAUGUUUCUUGAUAAAGAAAGAUGGAUCAAAAACAGGGCAUGGGAGAAGAGGACAUUUGCAGGAGGGUUCAUGGGAUGCCAUUCAUGUUAUUGAGGUUGGGCCAGUGGAAGAGGGAAAUGUUCAUUACUGCCUAACCAGUACUGUCAUGCUAUCGUUGACCACAGAACAUAAGCCUUUGGGAACUUUUAAUCUGUCAGGAUCAAUCAGACGACAGAUGAGUUUAGACCUUUCAGUAGAAGAGGGCCACUUGUGUAACAUGGGAAGGAUGAUAGAAGAAAUGGAGGGGAAGCUCAGGAACUCACUGGAUCAGGUCUAUUUUGGGAAGACAAGGGAGAUGGUCUGCACAUUGAGGCCACCACCUGAGGGCAUACAACUGAGAUUACCUGAAAGCUGACCCAUAAAGUGAAAGGUGCAGCAAUCGUUUGCAUCCAACUAAUCAGUAUUUUUGUAUUGAAGAAAAUUUGGAUACUUGGAGUGACAGCCAUAGCCUUGCGAAAUUUUUUGUUGCAGUCUUGAGGAUGAUAAAACUAUACUUCUAGCUUGUCUUGUGAAAAUAUUUAUAUUUCAAUAUAGUGAGUUUAUAUUAGACAGUUAAAAA